Molecule: messenger RNA, 2654 nt
Organism: Bufo bufo (common toad)
Lineage: Eukaryota; Metazoa; Chordata; Amphibia; Anura; Bufonidae
Gene: MSH4
Product: mutS homolog 4
Exons: 20
Coding region: 1-2592 (863 amino acids)
Biological process (GO): reciprocal meiotic recombination; mismatch repair
Cellular component (GO): nucleus
Molecular function (GO): mismatched DNA binding; ATP binding; ATP-dependent DNA damage sensor activity
Source: RefSeq, a predicted model, not a curated record
AUGGAUGUGAGAAUCGGCAGCGACGUCCGGAGCAGGAGAGAAUCCUGUUUUGCAGACAAAAGCUCAUGUACAGAAAAUGCCAGCGCUUUCAAUUUAACCUCUCUUACAAGCAGCUCUUCAAGGAAGGCUCCUAGCAGUCCCUGCGCCCGAAAACAAGCAGGAGGCUACUUUACAAAAUCCAAGUUCCAGACUCCUGUGACAGCACAAACAGUGACAACUUCAUCUUCAGCAUCAGCUCGUUCUGUAUCUUCUGUUUUUGUGGCAGUAGUGGAAGGACGAGGUCUCGCCAGAGGAGAAGUGGGCAUGGCUAGUUUGGAUUUAAAGACUCCUGAUGUGGUUUUAUCUCAGUUUUCAGACAGCAGCAUUUAUGUGAAGGUGAUAACAAAACUCCAGAUUCUGGCGCCGCUAGAAAUACUGAUGCCAAAUACUGCGUGCGAAAAUGGAAAGACCACAGAACUGUUUCGGCUCAUAAAUGAAAACUUUAAGGAUGUUUCUUUUACUACUGUACAGCGCAGGUAUUUCAAUGAAACGAAAGGCCUUGAAUACAUUGAACAAUUAUGUGCCCCGGAAUUCAGCACAGUAUUAAUGGAAAUUAAGUCCAAGUACUACUGUCUAGCUGCAGUGGCAGCAUUGCUGAAAUAUGUGGAAUUUAUUCAGAAUUCAGUUUACGCUCCGAAAUCUAUGAAGAUUCGCUUUCACGGAAGUGAACAAACGGCCAUGAUCGAUUCUGCUUCUGCUCAGAACCUCGAACUCCUGGUGAAUAACAGAGAUUCCAGAAAUAAUCAUACCCUUUUCGGGGUCCUGAAUAAUACUAAAACUCCAGGCGGAAGCCGAAGACUCAGAUCAAAUAUUUUGGAGCCUCUGAUUGAUCUGGAAACCAUCAACACAAGACUGGAUUGUGUCCAAGAAUUUCUUGAAGAUGAGGAACUUUUCUUCAGUCUUCAGUCAGUUCUUUCAAGAUUUCUGGACACCGAACAGCUUCUUUCUAAUCUUAUACAGAUUCCAAAGCAGGAAACGGAAAAAGCUGCUGAUACUAAGAUAACCUAUCUGAUUUCGCUCAAACAUACCCUUGAACUUGUGGAGCCUUUAAAGGCUGUACUGCAAAAAUGCAAAACACCCUUACUCCAAGCAUAUUAUUCAUCAAUAGAUGAUCCCAGGUUCAACAUCAUACUUGAAAAAAUUAAAACCGUUAUUAACGAUGAUACGAGAUACACCAGAGGAUGCCUCAACAUGAGGACUCAGAAGUGUUACGCGGUAAAGCCCAAUAUAAAUGAGUUCCUCGAUAUUGCCAGAAGGACUUAUGCAGAAAUUGUAGACGACAUUUCUGGGAUGAUAUCAAAGGUCUCUGAGAAGUACAGUUUACCGUUACGGACCAGUUUCAGCAACUCUCGAGGAUUCUUCAUUCAGAUGAACAUGGAAGGGAAUGUGCAGCAAACCUUCCCUACAGACUUUAUUAAGGUGACACGAGUGAAGAACACCUACAGCUUUACAUCAGUGGACUUGAUUAAGAUGAAUGAGAGGUGUCAAGAAUCUCUAAAAGAAAUCUAUCAUAUGUCUUAUGUAAUUGUGUGUAAACUUCUCAGUGAGAUCUACGAACACAUUCAUUGCCUAUAUAAAUUAUCAGACACGGUCUCCAUGCUGGACAUGCUCCUGUCCUUUGCUAAUAUUUGUACAUUUUCUGAAUAUGUUCGUCCAGAAUUCACCGAUACAACGGCUAUUAAACAGGGCUGGCACCCAAUCUUAGAAAAGAUAGCACGGGGGAAACCAGUUUCCAAUGACACUUUUAUAAGUGAAGGGAAUAAUUUUAUCAUACUCACCGGACCAAAUAUGAGUGGAAAAUCAACGUACUUAAAACAGAUUGCACUGUGUCAGAUAAUGGCGCAAAUCGGCUCAUUUGUCCCAGCUGAAUACUCUUCCUUCAGAAUUGCUGAGCAGAUAUUUACCCGAAUUGGAAUGGAUGACGAUAUCGAAACGAAUGCCUCUACAUUCAUGAAGGAAAUGAAGGAGAUUACAUACAUCAUACAGAACGCAAAUGAAAAGUCCCUGAUAAUAAUUGAUGAACUAGGAAGAGGCACCAGUGCCGAGGAGGGAAUUGGCAUCUGCUACGCCGUCUGUGAGCACCUUAUCAGAUCUAAGGCUUUUACACUUUUUGCAACUCAUUUUUUGGAGCUGUGUCACCUCGGGACUUUGUAUCCAAAUGUGCAGAACUUUCACUUUGAAGUGAAGCAUGUGGGCGACAAGACAGGGAACGAGGACUCCAUCUCUUACACGCACCUGCUAUUAAAAGGGCACACACAGGAGAAGAAUUAUGGCUUAAAGGCAGCAUCACUUUCAUCAUUACCACCCCCAGUAUUGGAGGAUGCCAAUCAAAUCUCAAGACUGAUCGCAGACAAGAUUCUACAAAAGCAGAGCAGCACACCGGAGGGCGUCAGGCAGACGGCAGACUACCACCUAACACUAAGAUUGGUGCAAGUCGCAAAGAAUUCACAGCUGGACUUGGACAGUUUGAGAACUUACAUGAAGCAACUGAAAAGCAAAUAUUUCACCGACUGCAUUGGAGCUGAGCAUUCCACUGCCCCAUCUACUGAGUGACUGCCGAUACGUACGUGCACAAAAUAAUGCAAUACUGUGUCCGAACUGACUGUGACCCAAGA